Rasamsonia emersonii CBS 393.64 is the source of this 762-nucleotide messenger RNA. RefSeq lists its product as uncharacterized. Gene Ontology annotation, biological process: iron-sulfur cluster assembly; mitochondrial respiratory chain complex I assembly. Gene Ontology annotation, cellular component: mitochondrion. The record is from RefSeq and is a predicted model, not a curated record. Gene Ontology annotation, molecular function: ATP-dependent FeS chaperone activity; ATP binding; 4 iron, 4 sulfur cluster binding. Bases 1 to 762 code for a protein of 253 amino acids. The transcript is spliced from 2 exons. Lineage: Eukaryota; Fungi; Ascomycota; Eurotiomycetes; Eurotiales; Trichocomaceae.
AUGGCUCGUCGUGGCAUUCGGACAGGGAUCCUGGACACAGACAUUUUCGGCCCUUCCAUUCCCACGUUGAUGAACCUGUCUGGUGAGCCUCGAUUAGAUGAGAACAACUGCCUCAUCCCUCUGACUAACUAUGGCCUCAAAUCCAUGUCAAUGGGCUACCUUCUCCCUCACACGGCAGAUAACAACCCGUCCACGGAUCCGUCCGCUCCUCCUCCGAUGGAUACCACACCGAUCAGCUGGCGCGGGCUGAUGGUCACCAAGGCGAUGCAUCAGCUCCUGCACUCCGUGUCCUGGGGCCCGCUGGACGUGUUGAUCAUGGACUUGCCCCCGGGCACGGGGGACGUCCAGCUGACAAUCAACCAGGAGAUAGUGGUCGACGGGGCGGUGAUCGUGUCGACGCCGCAGGACAUCGCCCUGCGCGACGCCGUCCGCGGCUUCGGGUUGUUCCAGAAGAUGGACAUCCCCGUGCUGGGCAUGGUGCGGAACAUGGCCUUCUUCGCGUGCCCGCACUGCGGCAACGAGACGAAGAUCUUCUCCCACGGCCACGACGACUCGCCGGACGGGGGUGUCGUCGCGCAGUGCAAGCGUCUGGGCAUAGAGUUCCUGGGCGACAUCCCGCUCGACGCGCGGGUGUGCGAGGAUGCAGACCGUGGCGUGCCCACGGUCGUAGCCGAGGAGACAGACGACCGCAGCGCCAGACGGAACGCAUUUCUUCACAUAGCAGAGAAGAUCGCUCGUAAAGUUGGUCUGGAGUGGCGAUAG